ACACGUUUUUGUCUCCUUUAUUUUAGAAGAAUAUUUUAUAGGCUAUCACACAAAACAUUACAAAAUACAACAUAUUUGAUAAUCAAAAGUAAACUAAAAAGUACAAAGCAUCAAACGGCGGAAUGCGUAACUAAUCAAACCAAAGCACACCAGAAUAUAAUGAAACAACUCCUUACAACAAAUAACAUAAUAGAAGAUACAUCAAUCAUAUGAAAUGAUCAUUCAAGGACUCGGUGUAGUUGUGGAAGGGGGAGGAGAGAAGAAUGGAAUGGAUGGGAGAUUCGUCGGAAGAGAAGGAAGUACUGUCGGUAACGAAGGCAAAGUUGGCAUCGGAGGCAUUGCAGUGGGAAUUGUGGGAAGGUUUAGUUGUGGCAAAGUUGAUGGCAUUGGAGGCAUUGUAGUGGGAAUUGUGGGAAGGUUUGUUUGUGGCAAAGUUGAUGGCAUUGGAAAUGGAGGCAUUGUAGUGGGCAUUGUGGGAAGAGUUGGUUGUGGCAAUGUUGAUGGCAAUGGAGACGUUGCAGUGGGCAUUGUGGGAAGAGUUGGUUGAGGUAAUGUUGAUGGCAAUGGAGGUAGUCCCAUUGUCGGGAUAGGCAGAUUUGGAAUUUGAGGAAGAGGCUGUUGCUGGAGAAGUUUUCGUGAGGCCGAGCAAGUGUUGAUCAUAUUAGAGAAAGAGAGACUCACUAAGAAAGCAAUGAGAAAGAGCUUGCAUGAUGGUGCCAUUUUUGGGUGUG
This is a messenger RNA of Capsella rubella, 731 nucleotides long. Its product is annotated as protein argonaute 3. The transcript has a single exon. The record is from RefSeq and is a predicted model, not a curated record. Lineage: Eukaryota; Viridiplantae; Streptophyta; Magnoliopsida; Brassicales; Brassicaceae. The coding region runs from base 215 to 547 and encodes 110 amino acids.